This is a messenger RNA of Eufriesea mexicana, 1495 nucleotides long. Its product is annotated as FAD-dependent oxidoreductase domain-containing protein 1. Gene Ontology annotation, cellular component: cytoplasm. The coding region runs from base 1 to 1488 and encodes 495 amino acids. The transcript has 7 exons. Gene Ontology annotation, biological process: mitochondrial respiratory chain complex I assembly. The record is from RefSeq and is a predicted model, not a curated record. NCBI's taxonomy places the organism in Eukaryota, Metazoa, Arthropoda, Insecta, Hymenoptera, Apidae.
AUGUUGUGUUUCUCUGUUAAAUUGGUAGGACAGACUAAUUUGUUACAGAGAUAUGUAUCGUAUCAAACAAAAAGAACUUUUACAAAAAAGGAUAUUCCUAAUGAAAUCAUAUCAAGGAUAAAAGAUUCUAACUCCACAAAAUUAAAAAAAUUAAAAAAUAGUUUGACAUCAAUAAAAGAUGCCUUUGUUGUAAGGGAUGUUGAUGAUAUAUUAAUUGAUUGGAUGGGUCGACCACCUAUAAUUCCACAAUAUUGUGAUGUUGUAAUAAUUGGUGGUGGUGUAAUAGGCAGUUCUAUAGCUUAUUGGUUAAGGAAACGAGUUUAUUCAGAUGACUUUAGAGUUAUAGUUGUAGAGAAAGAUCCUAUGUAUACCACAGCAUCAACAGUUCUUUCUGUUGGAGGUUUACGUCAACAAUUUUCUCUAAAAGAAAAUAUUGAAAUGUCUCUCUUUGGUGCAGAAUUUAUACGCAAUGUCAAUGACUAUUUAGGUAUUGAUGGAGAACCUGCUGUUAAUACAUAUUUUCAUCCAUAUGGAUAUCUAACAUUAGCUUCUGUAAAAGGGGCUGAAAGAUUAAUAAAAAAUUCUAAAUUACAAAAUUUCCUUGGAGCAAAAAAUAUUUUAUUAUCAGCUGCUAAAUUAAAAAACAUAUUUCCUUGGUUAAAUACAGAAGGUAUUGAACUAGGUUGUUUAGGUUUGGAAAAAGAAGGUUGGUUUGAUCCAUGGGCUCUUCUUUCUGCAUUUAAGAAAAAGGCAUUAUUAUUAGGAGCACAAUAUGUUUCUGGAGAAGCACAAGGAUUUACUCAUAAAGAAGAUAAAGAAUCAUAUGGAGAGCUGGAUAAGUUGGUUAUAAAAACCAAAGAGGGUGAAAUACAUAAUAUACAAUUUUCAAUUGCUAUUGUGGCUGCUGGUGCUUUCAGUGGAAAAAUUGCAGAAAUGGCAAAACUUGGUAUGGGUAAUGAAUUACUGCAAAUAAAGCUACCUGUUGAACCAAGGAAAAGAUAUGUUUAUUGUUUUCACUCUCCUGAUGGUCCAGGUUUAAAUACUCCAUUAACAGUAGAUUAUUCUGGAACAUAUUUUAGGAGAGAAGGUUUAGCAGGUACUUUCAUUUGUGGAAGGUCACCAGAGGAAUCUGAAGAACCUACUAUUGAAGAUUUAAGUGUCGAUUAUGAUUAUUUUGAAGAGAAAAUUUGGCCCAUACUUGCCCAAAGAGUUCCAGCUUUUGAAAAAUUAAAGUUAAAGUCUUGUUGGGCAGGAUAUUAUGAAUUUAAUACUUUUGAUCAAAAUGGGAUAGUUGGAUUACAUCCAUAUCAUCAAAAUUUAAUGUUUGCAACUGGAUUCAGUGGUCAUGGAAUUCAACAAGCACCUGCUGUAGGUAGAGCAGUUUCAGAAUUAAUUGUUGAUGGCAAAUAUACAACAAUUGAUUUAUCAAAUCUUAGUUUUGAAAGGAUUAUUAACAAUACUCCCACAUAUGAAGCAAAUAUUGUUUAAGGCACUU